This is a messenger RNA of Syngnathus typhle (broad-nosed pipefish), 5392 nucleotides long. RefSeq names its product solute carrier family 1 member 2b (gene slc1a2b). The transcript is spliced from 11 exons. Gene Ontology annotation, molecular function: neutral L-amino acid transmembrane transporter activity; L-glutamate transmembrane transporter activity; glutamate:sodium symporter activity. The record is from RefSeq and is a predicted model, not a curated record. Gene Ontology annotation, cellular component: plasma membrane. The coding region runs from base 230 to 1966 and encodes 578 amino acids. NCBI's taxonomy places the organism in Eukaryota, Metazoa, Chordata, Actinopteri, Syngnathiformes, Syngnathidae. Gene Ontology annotation, biological process: L-glutamate transmembrane transport.
UGACUUGUUCUGUGGCCUGAUCUGAGUGGACUGAGUGAUCUGUGGAUGAUCAGGAAGAGCCAUUGGACAGCUAAGAGCUACCAGUACAUCGAUGCUGGUCACAGCCAACAGCCAUACUUGGGACCCCAUCAUCGGCUGCUCUACUUUUUUCCGUUGCAUGGAGCGGGCGUGAUUUUACAGAGACUUAAUCGCUAUUUGAAUACCAAAGCUGGAGAAGUGACCUCGGUUGAUGUAUAUAGCUUUGAGUGCAACUCCACCUGAAAUGAAUGCCAACAGUAUGCCUAAACAAGUGGAGGUGAGGAUGCACGAGAGUCACCUGGAGCCAAUAGAGGCCCGGCCUCAAUCCAAAUGUGCCAAUCUCUGCUCCAAGUUGUUCAAGAACCUUCUGCUCACACUCACCGUCCUUGGUGUGAUCUUAGGAGCAGUGUCAGGGAUGUUGCUUCGUGUUGCCUCCCCAAUUCACCCAGACAUAAUCAUGGUCAUUGCCUUUCCUGGAGAUAUCCUCAUGAGAAUGCUGAAGAUGUUGAUCCUGCCUCUUAUCAUCUCCAGUUUAAUCACAGGAUUGGCUGGUUUGGAUGCCAAAUCUAGUGGUCGUCUGGGUACCAGAGCAAUGGUCUACUACAUGACCACCACUAUUAUUGCUGCCAUCUUGGGAGUCAUCCUGGUGUUGGUCAUCCACCCUGGAAACCCCAAACUGAAAGAGAAUCUUGGACAGGGAGAGAAGAAUGAUGACGUGUCCAGUUUGGAUGCCUUCUUUGAUCUGAUCCGGAACCUGUUCCCAGAGAACCUGGUGCAGGCUUGUUUCCAACAGAUCCAGACGGUGACAAAGAAGGUGGAAGUGGUUAUCGAGGAAGAUGUCAAUGCCACCACUAUGGAGGGCCUGUUGGCAAAUAUUACCAAGGAACCUCAGUUUGUCACUAAAAAGUCCCUGCAGUUCAAGAGUGGAAUGAAUGUCCUGGGUCUGAUUGGUUUCUUUAUUGCAUUUGGCAUCUGCAUGGGCAAGAUGGGAGAGAGGGCCAGAUUGAUGAUUGAGUUUUUCAACAUUCUCAAUGAGAUUGUAAUGAAACUUGUCAUCAUGAUCAUGUGGUAUUCUCCCUUUGGUAUCGCCUGCCUGAUCUGUGGUAAGAUCAUCUCGAUAAAGGACUUGGAAGUGGUGGCCAAGCAACUGGGAAUGUAUAUGGUCACUGUGAUUGUUGGCCUCAUCAUUCAUGGGGCAAUCUUCCUGCCAAGUAUCUAUUUUAUAAUCGUCAGGAAAAACCCUUUCAAAUUCUUUUUGGGUAUCUUCCAGGCCUGGAUCACUGCCCUGGGCACUGCAUCAAGUGCCGGCACAUUGCCUGUUACUUUCCGCUGUCUGGAGGAGAAUUUAGGAAUUGACAAGAGAGUCACUCGUUUCGUGCUCCCAGUCGGUGCCACCAUCAACAUGGAUGGAACCGCUCUGUAUGAGGCUGUGGCUGCCAUCUUCAUUGCCCAGAUGAACGGUGUCCACCUGGACCCCGGUCAGAUUGUGACUGUUAGUCUCACAGCCACUCUGGCCAGUGUUGGGGCGGCCAGUAUUCCCAGUGCUGGACUGGUGACCAUGCUCUUGAUCUUGACUGCUGUGGGUCUGCCAACACAGGACAUCAGUCUGCUAGUUGCUGUUGACUGGCUUCUGGAUCGGUUCAGGACCUCUGUGAAUGUGGUCGGGGACUCGUACGGUGCAGGCAUCGUGUACCACAUGUCCAAGGCGGAACUUGAAGAGCUGGAUGCGCACACGGCUAAAUCAGACGACAUUGAAAUGACAAAGACCCCGUCGUAUUACGACGACAUGAAGAACCACCACGAAAACAAUUCCAACCAGUGCGUCUUAACGCCUACCGCAAAUGUUAACAAUUCUGUCGUGGUAGAUGAGUGCAAGGUAACCUCAGCCACAAACGGCUCUGCUGCGGAGUGCACGCUUGUUGAGGAGGAACCAUGGAAACAUGACUAAUGGCAGUGCAGACAGAGAUCCCCUGCUUCUGGGCUCCACAAGCUUUCCUUUCUGGUGAUGGAAAACAAAAGUGUGAAUGAAAAAGAAAAUCUCAUCUGAACAGAACUACUAAUGUUUAUUACGUUGACUAGUUUUCUUUAGUAUUAGUCCCUUUAAGGUUCUCUUUGUAACUGUCUCUGACUGAUAAAUACUACUAAUUCACUUAACUGUGAAAAGGCAACAGCGCUACACGCUUCCUGUUAGAGCACAAUUAUGUCUUUAAUAUCAGACUCUUGCACAACAUAAUUUGACGCUGAAGGAGGGAAGGAACAUUCAAUACCACAUACUAUUGCCAGCAAUACAUUCUGCUUCCACUUGAAGCGUCUCAGAUGAUUAUUGUUACUAGAGUAGCGACAACUUCCUCACUUUCCUUCCAUUCCAGUGGCAUCAUAAGCACACCUGCUAAGAUCACAUUUAUUUUUAGUCUCAGAAUGACCUUGGCUACAUAUAUACCUAUUAUUUUUGCCAGAAGUGAUGAAAGGGUUUUGGAGCAGGUUAUGCUGAGCCUUAUAGCACAAUAUUCACUAUGGAGCAUUAAAGCACAAAUCAAACCAUGAAGACAAAACUUUAAGCCACCAUGUAUGUGUUUUCUUUUUAAUUCACUACAACUUAGGAAAGGGAUUUUUUUUUCUUGUUUAUGAUUAAAAAUAAAUAUAUCCCGUGCUUGUGUUUGUGCGUGUGUGCGUAUGAGCGUGUGAGCAUUCAAAAGAAUAGCAUAUGACAAAGUCAGUUACUGGGACCAAACAGGCAGGAAAAAUUACACUAUAAAAGUAUUGGAACUGCCACAAUCAAACAGAGAGCAGUAUUCAUAGACAUAAUCUCAAAUUCCAAUGAAAUGUCACAGAGAGCAUAGCACUGUCCUAAAUGAUAAAAUGACACCAAUGACAUUAAAGUGAAAUUUGGAUUGACGAUGAAGAAUUGGCUCAUCUGAAGCUAUUAUGGCACAAACGCUUAAUGAGCACAAAGCGAAUUGCACAAAAAAAGCUAAUGAACCAUCGACUUCAAUUGCCACUAAGCGGCGCGUUGAUAUUUAUGCAAAUACAUUACCCCAAGUCCAAAAGAAAACUGGAGAUUCUCAGGCCUUAAUGUCAAAAGAAGACAUUUGCAGGAAUCCUAAUGUUUACUUCUUCACUUGAGCUAUUCCCUUCGAGAAAUGCCGUCUUAAUCGCACAUCCAAAUCUUGACUACGACAAUGUGCAAAGGCUUUUGGCACAAAUGUUUUUUAAGUACAUUCCAGUUAGUUGGCGGAUAAGUUACCUGUGCAAAGGGCCCGAUAAGUUUUGAUGAAACACAGACAGAUGAGAGAAAGUGCAGCCAAUGGAUGUCAGAUGGGACUGUUGACAUCCACAAACAGAGACAAAGCAUAGAUAUUUAUACUCAUCCUUAAGGAGCCGCAGAAGAUUCUUGUUUUGCCAGAUGUACAAAGGCAAACAAUUCCGUAUUUUUAGCCACCAGAGCCCAAGACUGUUUCAACAAACCCUCAAUGCUGCAGCUGAGUGCCCUUAUCCAUUAUUUCACUCAACAGAACAUUGGCCACACAUUCAUUCACUUUUUACCCAAAUCAGGUCAUUUAGGUCUCUCAAACAAGCAGCAAGACAAAUGGACGAAUGUGUGUCUUUAUUCCGUAUGAGUGAGAAUUCUGGGAUUGUGUCGUUCUCUCCUGUCUUGUUUCACUUCAUUUAUGCUUAACGACAACCCGCCCUUGAAGAAGUCUGCGUGGUACUGAUCAAAAAAGCAGCACAAUGCAUGUUGAAGUAAAAAUAGAAAAGCUAACGACAUAGUAUAUAUUGAACCACUGGGUUAAGUCGGCCGGGUUCCUGAAUUACACGCUCACAAUUAAUCCAUCGUGGUGGGCUUCCAUACGCCACAAUGCAUAUACACAUUUGCGUAUAAUGAUGUCCAUACACACCGUCAAGGUGGCAAAAUACUGAACAGCACAAUGCUGAUGCCCUAACAGGUCCUUCCGUUUUGACCUUUUGGUCUUGUUACUUUCAGGAACAAAGUUUCUCCGCUAAGGAGGCCAUGAUCACGAUCAUGAUGAAAGUCGGACCACAUUUAUGUUCAAAUUAUUUUAGAAGCAUGAAUAAAAUGAAAUGAAAAAGAUUUCUUUUUUGCACCACUAUCUUAAAAGCAUGAUAUUUGAAGUGCCUCCUUGCACUUUUGUGUAUAUAUUAUAGUCAACGGUGUUUUGUUGUUGGUGUCGUAAUUUGUUUUCAUCCUUUUUUUCCCCCUUUGGGGAAUGAUGAAAUGGUUUGUAGGAAAACGGUUUUAUUGCUGUUACAUUCUAAAUGUAAUCCUCUAGAAGAUAUAUCAUCUAUGUCCUGAGUAGAGCUAGAUUAGACAAAAUGGAUAGGCAGGAAAUUGUGUAUUAAAUUGCUUGUUUAUUCUUUUUUUUUAUCCUCUAAUAAUUAGGUGCUUUACUUAUCUGUCACUCAACAAUAUACAGUAUAAAUAUCUUUUUUUGUAUCUAAUGUAAGCCUUUUGAAUGUUUGUUCCAUGACAAUAUAAGCAGUGUUCAUUCAUUGUCAUUGUACAUAAAUAGAUAUAUAAAUGUUCUGACCCAUGACAAUGGUAAAUAUCCUCAAGCGACAUUUUUAUGAGGGCAGAGGGUGGAAAAAAAAGAAAGCCGUGAACACGAGAAAGCAAGAGAAAUUGUUUUUAAAAAGGGCCAACAUAACUUCAUAUGGUGGAAACUAUGAGAAAAGAGGCAGAAAAGAAAAUGUUGUCCGUACGUAGGCUAGGGUGAAGAAUUAAAUGGCGCCAAGUAGUUAAGUGAAUAAUUCGAAGACAUUUGCAAACAUCACUCCACAAUUUUGAGCAACAUUCCUCAGGUGAAUCAUUGUGUCUGUUUACUGGCGAGGACUGGCCUUUUCUCAUCUACAGUAUGGCAUCAUGUAAAACCGGAUGCUUUGAUAGUAACAUAUCAUGUAUCUAUAGAUUGCUUUCAGGUUCUUUGUUAAAGUGCCACACCACGCCGCCGCCUACAAAUCCCAUAGUAAACCUGCCUUUACCCGCUUGCCUUCUUUCACUUUCUACGCAAAUGCACAAUAUGCACAAAAACCCACCUGGAACUUGCUGAAACCUAAAAAGGAAACAAUAUUGCUAGUAAAUAUAUCUCCACUCUUUUCUACUGAAACAAGUAACAUCCAUGGAAUUAUAAUAACUAGGAAGUCACCUUCCUGAUUUUACUUUUCUGGGCAUUCACUGCUUUGUCAAGUGUUUGCUUUUAUUUUGAUGUAAAGGCAGAAAGUUCAUAUGAGGGUGACAUUGAGAAAAAGGGGAAAAAAAGUAUAUGAAUCAUUUCCUUAUGGUGGUAUACAUAAAAAAUAUCUGUUUCUACAUAUCUAAAUGUGUUGUACCUUUGGUGUACAUAUACAAAUAUAACUA